Molecule: messenger RNA, 1797 nt
Organism: Penicillium alfredii
Lineage: Eukaryota; Fungi; Ascomycota; Eurotiomycetes; Eurotiales; Aspergillaceae
Exons: 4
Coding region: 1-1797 (598 amino acids)
Cellular component (GO): mRNA cleavage and polyadenylation specificity factor complex
Molecular function (GO): protein binding
Source: RefSeq, a predicted model, not a curated record
AUGGCCUACUACGAGGACCAUGGGGGCGACUCCCAGCUCGGGGGGAGGUUUACGAAGAAUUAUGACAGCGGCCCCGUCGGUCCCCGACGACCCAGACUCGUGACGGAUUAUGGCUCUUCGAUGGUACAAUGGAUGCGAACACGGCGACCACACUACAGAGGAGGGCAUCGGAUGGAGACCGAGCGGCCGAGCGCCAGUUUCACGGUGGAUAUGUUGCCGCCCAUGGCUCGAAUCCAUUCCCCUGCCGAUACAAUCCCCGUCCGACACCUGCACCAGUCGAUUGGGAAAUCCAAGAAGCCGAUUGUCGUGGUGCGAUGGACUCCCGAAGGGAGACGGCUGCUCACCGGAGGCCAUACCGGCGAGUUUAUGCUUUGGAACGGAACGGCCUUCAAUUUUGAAACGGUCAUGGAUGCUCAUUACGAUCAAAUACAAGCAGGCGUUACAUCGCUGGGCUGGUCUCACAGCCAUGACUGGCUGAUCUCCGGCGGCCAACGGGGCGACAUCAAGUACUGGCGCCCGAAUUUCAACAACGUCGAGACGAUUGACGACGCACACCACGAUGCGGUGCGAGACCUGGCCUGGGCGCCUAGCGAUACCAAGUUCCUUUCUGCGUCGGAUGAUACCACCCUCAAGAUCUUUGACUUUACCUCGCGGACCUCCGAUACGACUCUGACGGGCCACAAUUGGGAUGUCAAGUCCUGCGACUGGCACCCGACGAAAGGAUUGUUGGUGUCUGGGUCAAAAGACCACCAGGUCAAGUUCUGGGACCCGCGCACCGCUCGGUGCUUGACCACGCUCCACAGCCACAAAAAUACAGUUACGGCUACCCGGUUCUCGCGGGUCAACAACAAUCUCCUCGCUACAUCAUCGCGCGACCAGACGGCGCGAGUAUUUGACCUGCGGAUGAUGAGGGACAUUUGCAUCUUACGAGGGCAUGACAAGCCCGUGUCUUCGUUGACAUGGCAUCCGAUUCACAGCAACCUCAUCUCUACUGGAGCCGAGGAUGGAUCCUUGCAUCACUAUCUCCUGGAUGAGCCCAACCUACCCAGUGGCCAGAUCCCCACCGUGGCACCGUAUGAUAGCCCGGACCCUGCCAAUACCCCGCCACAAGUGAUCUACCCGGCGCAUCGGAUUCAAUACGCACACGCCGCCACGAUUUGGUCGCUGGACUGGCACCCAUUGGGCCAUAUCCUGGCCUCAGGAUCGAAGGAUAACUUUACUCGAUUUUGGUCUCGAGCGCGACCCGGUGAAACUAGUUACAUGCAGGAUCGAUUCCAUAUCGGCGAAGAGGCAGCAGAAGCACAGGGCACAUGGAACCGUGGGUUCGGCCGGAGACAGAUGCGCGAGGAAGAGGAGCAAGAUAUGCAGGACGAGGCCGACAGCCUUGUCGACCAGCGCCAACCCGGUGGUCCGUCUCUGCCCGGCAUUCAAAGUGCUCCCCAGCCCGACGGCCCAGGAUUACUGCCUGGUAUCGGUGCCGCUCAACCGCCGCCGCCGGGUGCCAUGGGCGGAAUGGAUCCUGGCCGCUUGGCUGCAAUUAUGGGCACACAACCUCCCCCGCAGUCACACACACCCAAUCAAGGAAUGCCCGGGUUCCCCAUGCCACCGGGAAUACCCGGAGCGCCACCGAUGAAUGUCGAUCUCGCGCAACUGCAGAAGCAGCUUCUCUCUCAAGGGUUCCCCAUGCCCCAGAACCCCAACCCCCAGAAUUUCCCGGUAAACCCUGGCUUUCCAGCAGGGUUCGGUGGCUUGCCAGGACUGCAGGGAGGUGGCACUCCCGAUGGCAACCGACGGUAG